This is a messenger RNA of Acanthaster planci (crown-of-thorns starfish), 1221 nucleotides long. RefSeq lists its product as uncharacterized. Lineage: Eukaryota; Metazoa; Echinodermata; Asteroidea; Valvatida; Acanthasteridae. The record is from RefSeq and is a predicted model, not a curated record.
AUGAAAAUUCACGCACAUGGUGGCUCCCAAAAUUGUCCUGUCAAAGCAACACAUCCACUUGAUGAUUCACCAUCCUCAAAAAGUACCUCUUCAGCAACUGAGAGCAGCCAGUCCAGUGUAGAAAUUGCUCUGGGAAACCCUAUCCCAUCAUCCUCAUCAAGUUUAUCUGCUGAAACAGGUAGAACCCCAGGCCGUGUUCCAUGGCAGAAGAUGCCCCCACAGCUGAUGGCAGCAUUAAACGCAAACAAAAGACCAGCACCAAGUCUUCGCAAAGAAAUGAUUCCGAUCAUUGUACAUGAUCUGGACAAACCAUCUGCAGCACUUCCCCGUACAAAGGAGCUGCGUGCAGUAAGUGCCGAAAUAGUUGGGAGGUAUCCGGAUUCUUUUGUCGAUGAACUUGGUGGAGAAAAAAUCGGAACUGGCUAUGACAGCCCACUUUCACAGUUGGUCAACCGUGUGGACAAUAUAAGUGGUCCUUCAAUGAAGCGGAGAAGAUUCUCAACUGAGGAUGAAAUAGCUAGUGGCUCGGCAAAAAAGCCCCGGGAUUGCUAUGGUUGCAUCAACUGGCAACCCACAUCACUCCCAGAGGGAGAAACUGAAGAGAGUCAGCAAUUACUAAAAGAGGAGCUGAAGAUUCUCCAUGCAUCUGAGCCUAACACAGACAAAACCCGAAUCACGAAAAUGAUGUCAGCUACAUAUGCAACACAAAGAACAGUGCUGAACAAAGCCAACUGUGCUCUUCUGGAUGUUAUUGAGGACUGGCCCUAUCUAUUUGAUGAACAGUGCAUGCUAAUGCACUUCAAAGAGCUGGUUGGUACUGACAUAAUGCACAAGGUACAAGAAAGCUUCAAGGACAAAAUUCCCAAGAUGUUGCGAUUUCUUAGGCAGCACCCUCCUUGUCUACGAAACAGACAACUCCAAGAUACAGUCCAGCAACUUGAGGCAGCUUUUGAUGUUGUGGGCAACAAGUCACCACAAGUGAUUGGCUUGAUUGCUGUUUUGUGUGCCUACUUUGGUGAGGACAGGAAAUGCUACGUUCUUUCUACGGAGGAACUUGAGAAACCUGCUUUCAGCAAAGAGGAUCUGCCUGGUAACCCCUGUUUACUCGUGUAUGGAAAGCUACUGGAGGCUACCAAAUGGUCACUCUACUACAUAUUCAACUUGCAGUACCCAGCAAGCUCAGGGGGAGUUAUGGAGUUCAUUCAGAGGUUAGUAAAGUGA